CCGCCGGUGCCUCUCCCUUGCCCGUGCCGCCGGUGCCUCUCCCUCACCCGUGUUGCCGGCGCCUCUCCAUUGGCUCCGUCGUCGGUGCCAAGAUCUCAUUUUUAUUCUCCGAUGGCUGAUUUCGAGUGCGUCGGCUCGAUCUGCAAUGGCCUUCCUCCACUCCAACGCCGUGCGGAUGAUGCCAUGGAAGGGCCACCAUGACAAGGAGCAGGACGACGCCUUGGAAGGUUCACCGACAGGAGCAACUACGUACGGUCUGGUCUUCUCCACUGACAGGGAUAUCGACAUGGAGGUCCGCCAUGGAAGGCCUGGAGCUCGUCAUGGAGGGUCCCUCCUCUCUCUUCCCCUCCCUCUACUCUGUUGGUUGGUUGGACGGAAGACCAUCGCUCGUCCGACUCUGCUUCUUCCACCGCUGCUCCCGUCCCACCAUAGUGCCACAGACGCUAUGCCAAGCACGGAAGGGGUGGAUGCCAAUACUCUUAGAAUGGUCAUUGGAGCAAUAUACACAAUAGUGAUGUUUGUCGGCAUCAACAACUGUGCAACCGUUCAACCAAUUGUUUUAAUCGAGAGAACAGUUUGUACAGAGAGAGGGCUGCUCCAUUGCUCAGCUACUUAUGCAGCGAGGGUACAGGUUGUUCUAGAUGGCUCUGUAGACAGUGAGAAUGAGGAGACUCAAACUCAUGAAGAUUCUAAUGAGGAAAUCGAUUAUGAUAAAUAACAACACAGAUCAGCAGAGAUGAAUCGGCUUCCACCGGAUCCUUAGCUGGUGUAGCCUCAACUGCUUGCUCAGGACGAUUGCUUAGCAUGACGUGCAGCCUCCCGCGGCAGUAGUUCAACUCCUGCACAAUUACACAAAAGGCAUAGACCGUCAGAACAUAGUCCAAUGGUUUCUAGACCUGGCGUACAUCGGCGCCUCCAUGGCUGCUGAACAGGAUGAAGAGGAGCACUGGAGGACCAUGGCAGCGGUG
Triticum dicoccoides is the source of this 968-nucleotide messenger RNA. RefSeq lists its product as uncharacterized. NCBI's taxonomy places the organism in Eukaryota, Viridiplantae, Streptophyta, Magnoliopsida, Poales, Poaceae. The record is from RefSeq and is a predicted model, not a curated record. The transcript has 5 exons. Bases 146 to 718 code for a protein of 190 amino acids.